This is a messenger RNA of Phytophthora nicotianae INRA-310, 426 nucleotides long. RefSeq lists its product as hypothetical. Lineage: Eukaryota; Oomycota; Peronosporomycetes; Peronosporales; Peronosporaceae. The coding region runs from base 1 to 426 and encodes 141 amino acids. The transcript has a single exon. The record is from RefSeq and is a predicted model, not a curated record.
AUGCAGUUCGCAACACUGUUGAGCACUCUCAUUUCCGUCUAUUUUAUCAUCGCCAAGGUCCAAGCCAUGAAGUUGGUGCUCUACAGCACUCGUGGUGUGACUCGCGAAUUCAAUAUUGACGCGGUAGUUCAGCGGUGCUACAACAUCUACGACUGCUUCAAAGGACCAAGCUUGUCGGCGACUUGGAACGACGUGAAAAGCCACACGAACGUGGUCUUUUACAGCAACGCGAAUUGCCAGAAACACAAGGCUGUUGGAAAAGGAACUCCGGACGGCGCACUUUCCUUCUCCGAUGCCAAGUUUGCCCAUACUGCGGCUGCCUUCAUGAUAUGGGAGAGCGGGCAGUAUGCAACUGGCGGUAUUGAAGACGCAUGUUUCCUGGACGAAUCUGCUAUGGUGAACACUACCAACACCUUGUCGGCCUAA